This is a messenger RNA of Manis pentadactyla (Chinese pangolin), 2904 nucleotides long. Its product is annotated as RPA-related protein RADX-like. Lineage: Eukaryota; Metazoa; Chordata; Mammalia; Pholidota; Manidae. Gene Ontology annotation, cellular component: replication fork. Gene Ontology annotation, biological process: regulation of DNA repair. The transcript is spliced from 3 exons. The record is from RefSeq and is a predicted model, not a curated record. Gene Ontology annotation, molecular function: single-stranded DNA binding. The coding region runs from base 1 to 726 and encodes 241 amino acids.
AUGCUUUUCCUGCUACCCCUCCCGUGGCAAUCCCGCGGGCACCAGAACCGAGGACCCGCUACGAGCCUUUUCAGUCGGCCAGGCUGGGGAGCGAUCGUCGCCCUAGCGCGCGGUUGUUUGCUCUCUCGCUUUGAACUGGGAAAAUUAGCUUUGGGGAGUGAAGAGGGUAGUCAGUGGCCUGACGAUCCGUCUGGUGAGUUAGGCCAGCCUGAAGCCAGCCCCACACAUGCUAGGCUAGACCGGCCGAACCGUGAGAGAAGUGGUGCUAACGUCCCGGGAGGGGUGAUCCGAAGGGCCGUGGCCCAAGGGCCCAAGUCCUGGAUCCGAAAUGUUCUUGAGCAAAGAACGGACUCACCUCCCCAGUGGAUCACCCCUUCGGAGGUGGUGCCUGUCGCUGUGCUGGCUGUCCAAAGGUACCUGUUAGAGGAUGAGCCAAGCGACGGGAUACCGAAACCGCCUCUUUACUGCUUUGAUGUGACGAUCUCCGACGGGGUGUACCAGCAGUGCUACCUGGUCCCCAGCCUCAACGAUCUCGUAUACAAAAAUAUUCUGAAAGUUGGCAUAGAAAUGAGAAUUUCCAGAGUCUCGUGUCUUGACAACGAGAGAAGAACAGGCCAGGGCAUCCUGUGCAUAGAUAGCGUCCACUGUGGGAAGACCUUGGACACCAUUUCCUUAGAAACUCCCUUUAGAAAUAGUGUGCACGAGGAGAUACAAAAGAGACCUUGAAGGGCGGUAGGAGUCAUUACCUGGCGCUGUGGAAUAACGAAGACAGGUAUGGAGAUAUCUGGCUAACCAACAAGCAACCUGAGGAACGCAAUUGUAACGAAUCCCAAGGACAAUUUAUGGUCAUCACAGGAGGUUAAGAGAUUCCAGGAGGCGUGAGACGAGGCUGCUGAAACCUCGACAGUAAAGAACUCUCCAGGAGUCCCAACCAAGAGCUACUGCUGUUUUGCAAUCUGGACAAAUUCUGGUGCCUUUUGCCCAUAGGGGGCCAUUUCAAGGUAGGCCGGUUUUUAAAUAGUGUCAAUGGGCUUAUGUAACAUUUGCAAAUGAGGACUUGCCCACUGGGCCCACAAAGGUCUAUAAGAUGUUGGCUUUGUUUUAACAUCGUGGGUGCCAAGAGGGUCAGUAGCUCGUCUUGGUAGUGUCAGCGAGGGAGUGGCCCUUGGUCUACCAAAAAAUCUUCAGGAAUUUAACCCAGGUGGCACGGCCUUUCCCUACCUGAGGGCUGCCCAGGUACCCUGUGCAUAGCCAGGUAAAUGUGCAUCACAUCCCUUCAGAAGUGAAGGUGAAGUUGCACUGCAGUGGAGGUCCUGUUGCUAUAGGCACUGAACAGAACACAUGAGCCAAAUCUAUCAUAGCAAAGCCUUUACCAGUUGCUGAUUGGAUGGAGACAGUGCUUUCAGUAACUCUGGGUGUGGGGGCCUUAACGGCAUUGAGGUACUGGAAGAAAAGGAGAAAAUGGGCCUACAUACAUGGGAACUAUUUAAGGAGGGUCGGGGGAAUGAAGCUGUAACUGACCAGAAUAGAGAAUGAGAGAAGGAGAAGGGCCAGGGGUUUGAGGGCAGAAGAUCUCCUUUCUCUGUUUCGGUAUGGUGCACAUUAGGUAGGUCUCAUUAAUCGUGUCCUUCUUUCAUAGUCUCUAGUAGCACAUGUUUGCACGUAUUUUGACAUUACUUAUAUGCAUAUGUGUGUCUCUUUCCACCACCCCCUAGGAUCUGAGUUUCUGGAUGAUUGGAUAAUAAAGAGUUUUAUUAUCUCUCUCUCCUCCAAAGCACCUGGUACUGUGUUUUCUUCUUAGGUGCUCCAUAAAUGUCUGUUAAAACAAAGUUAAGGUAACACAUCUACAAUCUCUUUUUGUCAUCAGUGUUAACAUUUUAAAAUGUAUUAUCAUGUAAUCACAUGCAGUAUUCCUUAUGAGAUGGCACAAGGCCUUUUGUCAACAUUAUUUAAAAUGAAAGGGCAGUCCAAGUAGGAAUUUAUCCACUAAGUGUCUUUGAAGAGCCUCCAAUUAGUUCAGAUUGGUUCAUGCUGUGCUGCCAGUCUUUCUGCUAAAAUUUCUUUUUCUUAAGUCCCUAUGUGAACCUUCUAGGACUCUUAAUUGAGGUUCACUCUGUUAUUUCAGAGGCUCAUACACAACUCUCUUUGGGAUAAACCCUUUGGGACUUGGGCUUCUGCUGAGACUGCUUAGGGACAACAGCCUUCAACUUCUUGGAAGGUCUGUGUUGACUUUAAGGAUCUGGAAGUGCUGGCCCAGAUCUUUCUGAGGCCUAAACAGAAGACAGUAUAGUCACAGCCUUGGCUUCAUCUUCACACCACAUUUUCCCAGGAGGGCUCUGGAUGUGGCCCUUGCCUGGAAGCCUUCCCUUAACUUUGGCAUCACUUGCCAUUUAAGAGUGGCUGGAGGUUUUCAAAGCAGCAAGUUCUGUCUCCUUUUUCUUUAAGAAGAAGGCCUCCUUUAUUUCAACUGUCUCAUCUCAUGCUAUGCUUCAACAGCAGGGAGAUCCCUGCCAAAUACAUUAUGCACUCAUUAGCAUAGUAGAAUAAUAAAGAGUUUUAUUAUCUCAACAUAGUAAAAAUGACCCUCCAUCACAACAUGGUAAAAAUCAAACCUCCCUGCAUGGCACCACCACAGGACAGUUUCAAAGAGAACCGAGUAUGGUCAAAAUCCCCCACCUGACAUGAGGGUGGAGCAAGCCCCAACUCCAGGGAGACUCCACCUGUCCCCUUUGAAGCCUAAUCUCACUUAGUCAAUAUUCAUCUCCCUUCAUAUAAAAAAACGGCUCCCGAUUUAUUUCCCUUGGUGCCACCUUCUCUCGGUCUGCUUACACCCCAGCUCUCGGGCAUGUAUUCUUUGUGUUUUUCUGAAGGUUUCUUCUCUAAGUAAAUGCUUAAUGCUCAGUG